Molecule: messenger RNA, 1741 nt
Organism: Cygnus olor (mute swan)
Lineage: Eukaryota; Metazoa; Chordata; Aves; Anseriformes; Anatidae
Exons: 2
Coding region: 618-1649 (343 amino acids)
Biological process (GO): protein polyubiquitination; protein monoubiquitination
Molecular function (GO): ubiquitin protein ligase activity
Source: RefSeq, a predicted model, not a curated record
UAAGCUCUGCUCUCUGGGGACGGUGACAAAACUCGAGGGAAUGGCAUGGAGCUGUGACAGGGGAGGGUCUGGCUGGAGGUGAGGAAAAGAGUUUUCACUGACACGGGGCUUGGCCACUGAAACAGGCCUCCCAGUGAAGUGGUGAGGGCAGCAAGCCUGCUGGAGUUCACAAAACGUCUGGGAAAUGCUCUCAGACACGUGCUUUGGUUUUUGGGGGUCACCCACAGCGAUGGGCUCUGAGGUCACCCAGCGAUGGGCUCUGAGGUCACCCAGCGACGGACUGUGACCUCACGGCCCUCGCUGCUCAUAUUGGGGUGCCGGCAGAGCCUGCCCCAGCCUGGCUCGUGCCUGGAUUCCUGCUGAGCGUUUGUGCGAGGCUUGGAGCGCCGAGCAAGGAUUUGGUGGAGCUGUGCUGUGGGGCCGUCGGCAGCUGUUCUCAGUGCCCGUCCCCGCAGCCAGUGCCUGUGUUUCCCCGGCCCUGCCUGGCUCAGGCAGCCGGGGCCCUGUGAGGAGCACUUGCAGCAGCGCAGGGUGUGCGAUACCUGCUUCUGCAGUGCCGGUGCAGGGGAGCAGCUCAUCACCAUCAGCUCUCCCCAGCGCACCUUAGCGUGAAGAUCAUGGCCACAGAGGAGGCGUGGACGUGUCCCGUCUGCCGGGAGGGGCGAAAGGACGUGGCGUACGCGACACCAUGUAACCACCAGUUCUGCCUGGGCUGCAUCCAGCGCUGGGCAAAACUGAAGGCGAGCUGCCCACUCUGCAGGACGGGCAUGAGGACCAUCAAGGUUUCCGUGCGGGGAGAGGAAGACUACCUAGAAUGCAUCGUCUCCCCUCCCGCAGUGCCCGUACCUAUUGGCUUCCAGGCAGGCAGCGCCACCGCCCCCCACAGCCCUGCAGCGCUGGCUCCGUCCUCUGUGCCAGCCGAGGAGAGGGCUGCGGAGCCCGAUACCCGGGCUGCUGUGGGCGGCCUCCUGCCCGAGGACUGGGCCAUGCUGUUCAGGGAGCGCAGGGACAUCCUCAACCCUGUGCUGCCCUGGCUUCGCCGGGAGCUCUCAGCCAUCUAUGGGACACGCUGGUGGCAGGCGAGAGCUGCAGAGAGCUUCCUCCUGCACUCCCUGUGUGUGAUGGGGCUGGACAGGGACGCCAUGAUUCAUCACACACAGCCCGGCUUGGGGCCCCUCACCGUGCCGCUCAUCGACGGGCUCGUCGGCACCAUCGUGGGUCUCUGCGGCCAGGAGGCACGGAGGCUGCUGGGCCUCGAGAGCAGCCGCGCUGCCAGGGCGCAGGAGGCCAGACCUGCAGCUGCUUCUGGGCACGCUGCUCCAGCGCAGGGAGCCUUCAGUACCAGCCCCGCGCCCUCCAGCAGCUCUGCAGACCCUGACACGGAGGAGAUCCCCAGCACAUCCGGCAUGCUCCAGCCUGGGGGUCCUGGCGAAGUCCCAGCUGCAGACAGCCCCAGGGAGCAGGAAGAGCCCCGUGAAGAGCUGGGGCAGGAGGCAGCAGCAGGUCCCUCUGCCCGGGCCUGCAGGCGCAGCCCCUCCACUCCUCACCGCUCGACUCGGGGGUCCCGGCGCCCCAGGAAGCGCACCCGCGCGGGCAGUGCCCAAGACUCUCCCCAGCCCUGCAAGAGGCCGCCCCCCCGGCGCCUCUAGCAGGGCUCCUGCGGGUGGUGAAAUAAAGAACAAUAAAAUAGAUUGGAUAUACCACAGAAAAAGUCUCGGUGUGAUUCAAACCAGAGCUGGCA